Molecule: messenger RNA, 153 nt
Organism: Puccinia triticina
Lineage: Eukaryota; Fungi; Basidiomycota; Pucciniomycetes; Pucciniales; Pucciniaceae
Exons: 1
Coding region: 1-153 (50 amino acids)
Source: RefSeq, a predicted model, not a curated record
AUGAGCACCAGCCAACAAUCAACCCCUCCCAACCAAGCAACUAAUCGGCGCCAGUCAAGCCGUGUUCGUACCCCUCUGGAACGCCCUGGUUUUAUCCAAACGCAUGACGACUCCCGGCGAUCACUAUUUUGCGGACUGCCAGGCGGUUUAUGA